Messenger RNA from Rhagoletis zephyria (snowberry fruit fly), 1682 nucleotides. RefSeq lists its product as uncharacterized. Lineage: Eukaryota; Metazoa; Arthropoda; Insecta; Diptera; Tephritidae. The record is from RefSeq and is a predicted model, not a curated record.
AUGAACUUACCUUUGCUGAUCCCAGUGGUCUCCUUGUUUGCUUUGCGAUUAAUUGCGACCCAAGUAUUGCACCAGAGCACACAACAAAGUUUUUGGGAAUCAUUUGCACCUGGAGAGCUGUUGCGACUCUUGGAACGCUCGAGCUUAUCAUUUCCGAGUAUACCAAACACUGUAGCACAACGCAGAUCGGAUGUGAGUUCGGCCGCAUUCACAUUACCCGCCAAGCUGGAUACCAACUUUUCACCAACGCCAGAUUCAUCAACCGAUAACACAUACCCCGCGGAAGAUCAAUUAAAUGCACCGUCAAGUAAUGAAUUCAAUUACGAUAAGGCUUAUGAAGAUUUUGUGCGUCACUAUUUUAGCGACAAACUAGGAGAAGAUAACGACUCUAGUGGAAACAAUAAAGAAACCCUAGAUGGCGAAGGUAGUGAAAGCGAAGAACAUCGUUUUGAAACGGAAGACAAUUCUUCAUCUACGGAAACGGAACCGCUUACGGAGGAAACGAAAAAUCGUUCACAGCGCAAAAUAAAGGAAAAAUGUCGUCGUGUUAAAAAACAAAAGCAAAAUUGUCUGAUUUGUGAAAAUGCUCGCAGUGGUGAAAAAUCGGAAUCAUGCUCCUUCUCACGUGCAAGUGAACCACAGAAUUAUUCGUUCGAGAGGGAACGCAGUUAUAAGAAACAGCGUGAUACUGACGAGCCUACAUCACAUAGUGCUGAGCAAACGUCUUUGGAAGAAAUGGAAGCCGCCGGAGCGGACAAAAGUGUUGAAAAGCUUAAUAAAAUAGUUGAUAAAGGCAAGCACGUCCCAAAAGACAGCAGCACUUGCAUACAAAUGCUGAGGCGUGGAAAAAUUUGCUACCAGUGCGUGGAUGGUGAUGGUACGACUACUAAAUGCUACGUGCCCCGGGAAAGGAGCAGUGGAAGCGCGGCCAACAGGUCACGUCCAGCUAAAGGGAAAGAACAUAAAGUCCAAAAAACUCAACAACGUAUUUACAAACGCACAAUAUCUUAUUCAUUUGAAAAGGGUCCAAAUGGCACUGCAGCAAGCGAAUCGCCAAGUGAUGCCGGCAUGUUGGAAAACACGGACACAGCAAGCAGUGCACCACAUUUGAAUGAAAAAAUAUUCAUUAAGGUAGUUAAGCAAAAUGAAACUAUAGGAGAGUAAGGUUUCGGAAGUGCGCCUCGAGAGCUCAAAGUAUUUUUAUGAAUUAAAAUAGCGCGAGUGUACGUUCCUAUGAAUAUCACUAUAUAAAGUAAAGAACUCUUCAAAUUAGUCGUUGCUACUUGAUAGAACACACAGAACUUCUGAUGCAAUAAAAAUUUAAGCGUCGAAGAACCGCGCUAAUGCAAAACAAAAUUUCGUCGAAAAUACGUCGAAAUCACUCACUGUAACACUGAAUAACAUUUCACUGUAUUACUUUUCACUCAUUCACUCACUUUUUAUUCACGCUAUCACAUUUAGUUUGUAUUAAUUUUGAUAAUUUGUUAAUUUUUCCCAAAAUUUUGCGAAUAAAACUGCGAACCGCGCGCGCCGUGAAAAACUAACUGUUCACUAAGUUUGGUUGUCAAAUUGAUGUGGGGGAGAGUGAAAACGAAACGGAACUGUGUAAACGGAAUGGAAUUGUAGAUGCGGAAAUAGUCACAACAACACAAAAGUCGCCAUCGAAUUUUUCGCUCAGCGAG